UUUUUUAAAAAUUUUUAUUUGAAUACAUAAAAUGGCUGGAAUCGCUGCAGGUCGUUUAGCUGAAGAAAGGAAGGCUUGGCGCAAGGAUCAUCCUUUUGGUUUUAUUGCACGACCUUCAAAAAAGGACGACGGGACGUUGGAUCUGUACACUUGGGAAUGUGCCAUCCCUGGACCAAAAGGAACAAUUUGGGAAGGAGGAUUGUACAAGCUUCGUAUGCUCUUUAAAGACGACUUUCCUUCAAUCCCGCCAAAAUGUCAAUUUGCACCGCCACUUUUCCAUCCAAAUGUUUAUCCGUCUGGGACGGUUUGUCUGAGCCUUUUGGAUGAAAACAAAGAUUGGAGGCCAUCAAUCACUGUCAAACAAUUGUUGAUUGGAAUUCAAGAAUUGUUGGUCAACCCAAACCCAGAGGAUCCUGCACAAGCUGAUGCCUAUCACAUUUUUGUUCAAAAUCGUCAGGAAUAUGAACGCCGUGUUCGCAGACAAGCGCAACAAUUUGCGGAAGAAUUGGUUCAAAAAGAGAUGUUAAUGGGCGAUUAA
Messenger RNA from Meloidogyne enterolobii, 538 nucleotides. The record is from the annotation of a GenBank genome assembly. Lineage: Eukaryota; Metazoa; Nematoda; Chromadorea; Rhabditida; Meloidogynidae.